AUGUCCAGCAGUUCGAACGAAACACGCGCCUCGACCGCAACGACGCCAGCUGCGCGUCUUCGCGAACUUCUGUCGCAACCUUCGAUUGUAGUCGCUCCUGGCGUGUUUGACGGCAUCUCUGCACGAAUGGCACUUCAAGCAGGCCAUCAUGCGCUGUACCAGACAGGCGCAGGGACGUCAGCUUCACGACUAUCACGUGCUGAUCUCGGCUUUCUAGCCAUGUCAGAUAUGAUCGGUGCUGCAGGUGUCUCGAUUAUGGCUGAUCCGCACAUGUUGACACCGGUCAUAGCGGAUGCUGAUACUGGGUUUGGGGGUGCACCACAGGUGGCUCGAACGGUACAAGAGUAUCACCGGGCCGGAAUUGCCGCGCUACACAUUGAGGAUCAAGUGCAAGCGAAAAGGUGUGGACAUCUUGAUUCGAAGCAGAUCGUAUCGCGGUCCGAAUUCAUCUCUCGUAUCACGGCAGCGGUUCACGCACGCGACUCUCUACGCUGUGCACCGUUGGAUCGGAUCCUCAUCAUCGCGCGCACCGACGCCCUCGCCGUCGAGGGUCUAGAUGAAGCCAUCGAGCGUCUCAAACUUGCGCAGGCCGCGGGUGCAGACAUGGGCUUCCUCGAAGGCAUGCGUUCCAACACCCAAGUGUCUACCGCUAUGUGUUCGCUACCUGAUUUUCCGAUGUUGGCCAACUGCGUGACAGGUGGAAAAAGCCCGCUGUGGACAGCCAAGCAGGCACAGCAGUUGGGCUUCAAGCUUGCCAUCUUCCCGUGUGCCGGCAUUUUCCCCGCUGCAAAGGCACUGCUCGCCAGCUACACACAUCUCAUCCAGAACGGCAUCGGAAUUGAAGCCGAAAACGAUCCGGCAAAGAGCCAGGUGGAUUUGGGCGGAGCUGAUCCGAUGGGUCUGCGCAAUUUCUUUAGGGAUAUGGGAUUGGAACACGAACUGCAGAUCGAUAGUUUGGUGGCAAGCGGAGCAUCACUUGGCCAUGUAUAG
Mycosarcoma maydis (corn smut) is the source of this 990-nucleotide messenger RNA. RefSeq lists its product as uncharacterized. The record is from RefSeq and is a predicted model, not a curated record. The transcript is spliced from 2 exons. Gene Ontology annotation, molecular function: catalytic activity. Bases 1 to 990 code for a protein of 329 amino acids. Lineage: Eukaryota; Fungi; Basidiomycota; Ustilaginomycetes; Ustilaginales.